AUGGGACCCUCACAAACAGAACAGAUCCCCCAAAUUCGUCACAAGUUUGCCUGUUCUCUUUGCGCGCGACGUAAAGUAAAAUGUGACAAGCUGGAUCCGUGUUCCAACUGCAUCAAAGUAGAGGCGCAGUGCCUCUACGAGGUUCAUCCACCCCCAAGGCCUCGGAAACGGGCCGCGGAUGAUGAACUCGUCGCCCGGCUGGCAGCCUAUGAAACCUUGAUGCGGAAGCAUGGCAUCGAUUUCUCACAUUGCGCAACCACCUGGGUUCCAUCAGGCCAGGAAGCCGAUUCAGGGGAAACUGAGCCAUCGCCGGACACGGACCUCUCAUUGCCCUCGAACAGUGUGCACGAUGCACUGAGAUCUACAGAUGGGGCUUCCUCAAUGGUUCUUGAGAAUACACCCAACUUAAACCUGCACGAUAUGCAUCCGGAGCCGAAACAUAUUUACCGAUUCUGGCAGAUCUUUGUUGAGCGCGUCAACCCGCUUACCAAAAUCAUCCAUGUCCCGACCCUCCAGCAACGCGUCUUGGACGCCAGUUGGGACCUUACAAGCAUAUCAAAACCCCUCACUGCUAUGCUUUUUGCCAUAUACACCUUGGCUGUCACUUCCAUAUCAGACGAAGAAUGCGAGGCCUCUUUCCAAGAAAAAAGACUCAACUUAUUGAUGCGAUAUCGCACUGCUUCGAUUCGCGCCCUCGUAGCUGCAGAGUUCCUCACCACGAGAGACCUUGAAGUCCUCCAGGCAUUUGUACUAUUUCUCUUCUCCGACCCAGAGUCAGAGCUCACCUCGACCUUGACGGGUGCUGCCCUGAGGAUCGGUCAAAAGAUAGGCCUGCACCGCCCCAACAAUCCAAAAGUCUCAUUUUUCGAAAAUGAAAUGCGCAUUCGGCUUUGGUGGAAUCUUUCCGGUCUCGACGCUCGCAGUCGUGGAGUCCACGUCCGAGGGAUGGCGCCGCCUCCGCAUCGUGAGUUCGGUGAUGUGCGCCUCCCGCUCAAUGUGAAUGAUGCAGAUCUACAUCCAGACAUGACGGAGGCACCCGCACAACACGACAAUCCGACGGAGAUGAUUUGUGCUCUUGUCAAGUUCCAAGUCUUUGAAUGGGGCCGAACUGGAUCGAAUGGGUCAAGAGUUUUUGAGAGUAUGACCCACCCGAGCCCCGCGAAGAAGGGGAGAAUAUCCGUGGAACUCAAGGAAGCAGCUGUCAACGAGCUUGAACAAGCCUAUCGGAGGAUUCUGCAGAGAUCGGAUAAGCGUAUUCCACUCCACCACCUGGCACAAAUAUGGGGGACAAUUAUUCCAGCUCGUUUACGUUUUAAGAUCUACCAUCCUCGGUUACGAUCGGCAGCGGAAGAUGGGACAAUAUAUGUUACGCGGAAAGAGAGCGACGAGACUUUUGAGGCCGUCCUGCUCGCUUUGGAAAUGAGCGAAUUGAGCUUGGAAUCAGUUUUUGCGCCGUAUCUCGUCACCCACUUGACAUUUUGGUUUAAAAUGGAAGCAUACGUAUAUGUCAUAAGCGAGCUGCGGCAACGGUGCUCCGGGCCUCGAAUAGACUUGGCUUGGAGAAUCAUAGAAAAACUAUUCGACAAUCUUCCUGCAGUGAUUUCAGAGGAAGAUGAGACCUUCUUCAAUGGGUUGAUUAAUUUAACGCUGGACGCUUGGGAGGCGCGACGAAAGGCAUUACUCACGAUGUCGAGUUCUCUUGAAGCUGAUAUUACUCCCCCUUUUAUCAGAUCGCUUUAUGACAAGAGGAGGGAGAGGAAUGAUGAUGGGAUGUCGAUGGCGGCUGUUCUAGACUCGCAUAAUCUCGAUGGACUGGGAUUCAUGGAAGGGGACGCUGUAGAUUGGCAGACUUGGGGUGAUGUUUUCAGAUUUUAA
This is a messenger RNA of Clonostachys byssicola, 1875 nucleotides long. The record is from the annotation of a GenBank genome assembly. Lineage: Eukaryota; Fungi; Ascomycota; Sordariomycetes; Hypocreales; Bionectriaceae.